AUGUUAUUCCCGAAAGGUAUAGCCUUCUCUGGCGGCGGGAUUCGAUCUGCUGCAUUUUGUUCUGGUGUGUUGCGCUAUGUUCUUCAAGAUGAGAUCGACUUGGAUUACUUGAGCUGUGUUUCAGGCGGUGGUUUUACAGGGGCUUCCUACCUCGACUGGAAGUAUCACCACAAUCAACAAGACAGCCCAGAAUGGCACCAGAAGUUUUUCAAUCACUUGCGGAAGCGUAGCGGUUUCUUCUGCUCCUGGAGGAACCCCUUCCUUGGAAUCAUUGAUUCCAUAAUGUUGGUUCUUCUCUGCAUUGUAGUGGUUAUCAUCCUUCCCGCUUUCACCUCUCUUGCUUUUGCUCUACCCACAGCUUUCUCGGUGGAUUACAUUUUUGGUGAUAUACUUCGCGCAGGAUUUCACUGCCCUAAUCACUCCGCACCCAAAGAUGCCGCAGAAAGCGAAGGUUGUCAGUUCGUAGAGAGCCAUGAUGACACAUUUACUCUUUUUGGUGUUCUUUUCGCAAGCUGCGCGGGAUUCUAUGUGUUAAAAUCUCUUUUCCACCCCCGUCAUUUCUCUAUCCGUAACAUUCUUAAGGUGUUUUAUGUAAGCGCUGGUUCUAUGCUUUUAAUGACUUUUCUGCCAUGGUUUUUUGAAGUAUUUUUAAGGGUACAUACUUCAGUGUAUGUCAACGGCUUUCUCUUACUCGGAAGCAUUGCUCUAUGGCUUGGGUUUCCGCCACUCAGAAACACCGCCUCUUUAGCCAUGUUGGUGUAUGCUUAUGCCUAUGUAACAAAAUGGCGAGUGUAUAAAAGUCCAGUUUUAUUCAUCAGUUAUUCAGAGGAUCUCUUUUACGAGGCUCUUCUUGGAUCUGCCAUACUUCUUUGGAUGACACCCUUUUUAGGACUUUUAAAUAUGGGCGCAGUACAUACAUACAACAGGUGAGCCAUUGUGAACUAUGUUAUCUUUAGCUUUGAUAUUAGUGAUUAAAAAAAAACAGGCAACCUAUAGACAAAUGGUUAAAUUAACACUUCUUGUUCUAAAACAAGUAAUUUUGGAAAAAUAAUUAAAACGAAUUGGUAUCGUUGUAAAAAGGACUAAUUAUCUUUUGUGAAAAAUUUGCGAAUUAAAUUUCCACAAAUGGUGUUCUGUAUCUUUCCUUGCUCAUUCGGUUUCCGAGGUAACUUACUGAAGUUUUGCGCAACUUGCGCAACUUCAGUACGUUACCUUGGAAACUGAACACUUCCACCAAGUGCUUCCCCCAGGCUGCACUGCCGGCUGCCUCUCGGGAAAUGAGCUUACGCAAUCGACCGCACCGCGGAAGUCGAUCAGUAAAACAUGCCGUCUCUUACGAUUCACAGUGCGCAAUUCUUAUUUCUUAAAAGAAACUUUUAUCUAUAACAUGUAUCAUGUAAAGAUCUAGCCUUGACCGAAGUUUUUGGAGGGUUUGACAAGCAACCUGCUCUGUGAUGAUAAACCUGCACCCCUUUAAAGUUACUUCGCACCUUGAGGGGCCGAAAAAAUAAUUUUUCCUUUUAUUUGUCUAAACUGAAUUCGAACAUUUUACAUAACGAUUCCAAAAGAAAAAGAUAUCAAAUCUCCAAAAGCACCCGAGUUCUUUGGGAAAACGUAUUUUUAAAUAAAAGCUAAUAACUCAGGAACGUGUCAUAAUCUCGCACCUGGGCGAACUCCCCGGGGGAGUUUUCGCAGCAACUGCACAUCUUGGGGCAUGUUUUUCUAUUGCGCAAUUGACAAUAUUCACUCGUGGAAGCUCUUUCCUUUUGGAAAAAUCUUUGCUCAUGGAAAUAUCAAAAGCAAAAGAAAGUCUUUUUUUCCUUCAAAGAAGAAAAAGAAAAAGAAGGUCCAAAGAAGACAGAAAGAGUAACCUUCUGUCAAGGACAGAAAAAAAAUUCUUGGUGAAAACAAUCAGCGCUGACGGAGCUCCACGUAGCGUCCAGAUCUCGAACAAAGAGUUCGCCGUCUAACCAAAAUUUGUCAUUCAUAAAGUUAAAAAUCGGGUUUCCUUUUUAUUUAUGCAAGUACUAGCCUUGAUACGAAAACAUUAACAAUCGCUUCGAAUCGUAAGUUUGAAAGUUGUCUGUCGAGUCGUUGUCUUCCCUCUCAGCACAUUUUCCAUUUUUACCGCGGUACUUUCCUUUGCCUUUAGCUUUUUUGCUUAUUAUUGCGUCGUUCUCCUCAACGCUCCCCUGGGCGAUCGAGAUAAAAACGUGUCUACCAUGGGUUACUUUUCACGUAAAAUUUUGAUCCAUCGUCAUUGACGCCAGGAGGUCCCGAUGUCCCAUUGGUUUGCAGUUUUAGGAGGUGAGAUCAUCUCCUGACGUGGCGCGAGUUGUUUACGAACCUUUCUGAGUUAAAAUCUCGCAUUUGAUUUUGGCUGGAAUGUAUCCACUUUAGGCGAAUUUGUAGUGCAUUUAGAUUCAACCGAUUUUCGUCAAUUUUCGCUAAAACAUUCCAGGAAUGAUGACAAAGGAAAGUGUGUCGGGAAAUUUUGAUAUUUGAAGCUUCCAUUUACGCAACUCGUCCCACAUAUAUUUAGCUACUCCAACUUUAGAUGUCGAUAUCCAGACAACCAAUCAGAAUAUCGAAAAAGUCUAAUAGGCUUUUGUUGAUUGAUGCCUUGUGAACAAGAUUGUGCAGCCAUUUUGCUCGUGCUGCGGCACCCGAUACCCGAUAAAUUCAAUAGAAGAACCUUCAGCCGUUUCACGCCCCACCGGCUUCUGACACUUCCUGAAAGGAAAAUUCGCUUAAAUUAUAUUUUUAUCGUAAACUGCAUUUACUAAGCUUUCUUCUAAUGAAUAUUUUGCUAGGAUUUUAGUGAAACUAGCGCGCUUACGAAUUUUUUUCCAAAGGACACCCGCGUAGGUGGGAAAUUAUCUUAACGUAUAGAUUUUGUUUUCUUUUCCAAGAUGGCGUCUUCAAAAGGCUUUUUUCGCACCUCAGAGCACCGAGUGCUUAGGAUGUUCUGGGAUAUCCUUCAAUGAUGUCAUACCGUUUUGCUCAUGUGCAGACACUCCUGAGUGGGAGAGACUGGACAAAGGAUUCGUUACUCUGGGUGAGUGCGUUUUUCAAAAAAUAAUUGAUGAGGAAAAAGUUUCAACUAAACGGUCUUUUUAUUUUAUUCAAUACUUGAGUCAAAGACAAUUUAAUCAUUUCUGCAUGGUACAGUAUAUAGAUGUUAAUUUGAUCAAAUGAGAGAAGAGCCGGUUUGUAAUGUUUUGUCGAAAAUGUUUCCGGACUCACGCUGGAGAGAAUCCUCGAGCUCUCAUGCUCGACUUAGAUCGACUCUUUUAGAUCAGUCGAAAAUAUUUGAAGCAGAUAAAACUAAUGUACCAUUUGAAGCCAAAAAAUAAAACCCCAUCAAAUACAAGGGGGCAAGGUGCUUUUUUAAUUUCACACCUUUUCCGCAUUAUCUAAUCUGAUUUCUAUUCGAGCCAAACUCAGGUCAGUCCUGGUCAGAGUCGGAUCAAAGCGAAGUACUUUUCAGGUCAACCUCGGGCACGUUCGCGUAAAACUCGGUUCCGGUAAACAAAUGAAGUACUUACGACUGCUCUGUUGGAUUUAUUUUUCUCCUCAUCCUACUUGCUUUUGAUAGGUGACCUUGCAGAUAUGAAACCAGAAUAUAUUUGUAACACAGUUGUGAACAACUGGCAGAAGGAACCUGGUGGGGUCCGCUCGGACUCCUAUGAGCUUCUCACCUUGUCCCCCACGGGGAUAGAAAGACUGGACGAGAGUCCGGAGGAACACGACAGCUUUGCCGGUACUGCAAUUAUUAUCUCCACGGUAUUUUUUUGACAAAUAGACAAGCAGUGACGUUUUUUAAAGAUGAUUACGUCUCGCCUCCUGAAAACACACGCAAAAAAAGAACUUCGCCAAUAUCCAGCCAUCUUGACCUCCCGCUUGGUCAAUAACGCAUUUUUAUUUCACUAUCGGCGCUAACAAAAAAAUUCUUAUUAUCUCAAUAAGAUAAGCUUUACGAUGUAUCCAACAGGAAAAAUCCAACCACGUGGUCUUCCACUGUCUGAUGUCAUGGCAACAUCAGCGGCUGUUCUGGCGCUGUACAUGGGUGUGUAUGACGUCAAGACUGAGGCAGUGCGUAACCUUCAAAUGGUGUUGGGGGUGCAUAGUGGAAAAUCCCUGAUAUCAGAUCCAGACAGAGAUGUGGCAGGAUCAACAAUUUCUUGUUGUAGGGUAAGUUUCUUUUGCCCUAACAAAGACAUUUGGAUCAUUGACUUUAUGUAGGAGCGAAGACUGAGCCUGGAUCAUCCUUCGAAUUCCGGUUACAAGUUAUGACGUCAUCUUAGGAAGUUCCUUACGGUUAUUGCAUUUUUAAUCCACGUCAAUCUUCACCAUCCUUAGAUCUCCUCAGCCAUGCUUGUCCAUUCUUGGUUUAUCAUUUCCUCAUUUGUGUUAAACUGUCUUAUCAAACUAAAAUCCUGUAGCCUCCUUCAACAGUUGCGCGGUGUUACUUUGUAAUUAUGAUGUCACGCAACCGUGACAUCAACCUACACUCUGAGAAACAAGCGCGAAGCGCAAGGGACCACGGGAAGAAGGGAAAAAGCGUUCCUUUCCUCAUUUGAGUGCCUAUUGGUUGUUUAAUAGAUAGAUCUCCGGUACGAGGCAGACUGAAACUAUAACCCUCAACCUUAGUCAUUAAAUAAAAAUAAAAACAUACAGCUACUGCUUAAUCUGAUCUUAUCACAAAAGUGCCAACAUUAUAUUUCGUUUCCUCCAGUUCCUGCCUGUCAUUAUACAGCUGUUUAUUGUGGUUCCCCUAAUUCUUCCGCCAUUUUUGAGUCAUGACUGGCAUGCUAUUUUGGUGGUCUGGUAUCUAUCUAUUGUUGUCCUGGUGAUGGUUACCGCUGCUUUGCCAACGGGCCCAGAAAAUGGCGGAUGGGCCGACAAGUUUGUGAGGUAACAGAGUCGCUGAAUGUAAAAUUCCUUCUUCAAAGCUUUUAAGUACUAGAAUAAACUCAAACAUUGCAUAAAGCAAGGUUAAAAAGAGUUUUAGAACCUAUCUGGUAUUUCAGCGGUUUUGCUUGUGCUACUCUCUCAACCAUGGCUGCAAUUGCGACACUUUCCCGCCUUUAAGACAGUUUGCUUGUAAUGUGAUGUGACUAGCUCCUUGUAAUUUGCUUCUUUCCUUUAUCCUGAUCGGUCACUGGUUAGUUUAUAUUCCGCCAAGCAAUAGUUAUUUGAAUUACGGCUUUAUUUGUGUUUGUUGCUUUCAGAUGGUGUGUUGUAAACAUCUACCAUGUCCGAUUUGCACGCCUGUUACUUCGGACUGUCGAUCUCGGUCCAGUUCCCCCGCCUCUCCUCAACCUUAGUGAUGGCGGUCACAUCGAGAAGCUGGGACUAUUAGCACUUUUGAAAAAGAAGCUGAAGAAAAUCGUGGUAGUCGACGGAAGCAGCAUGGGGGAAGGCAAUCCCGUUUCUACUCAGUUACUCUGGUCGCUUGAUUUGGCGCGAAAGAGGCUGCGGUGUUCUUUUAGUGCGAUGGACGGUCGAGACAUCGUCGAGGAUAUCCGAAGCAAGCUCGAGGAAGUGCCCGACAAUUAUAAGCCUCGGUUCUACAAGUUCAGGGUUGAUUACUAUGAGAAAAAUGUGGAUUGCUUGAGCGAUGAGAAGGUCGGGGAAGGGGAGAUUUUACUUAUACUACCUCGACAUCCAGACGAGGGUGAGUAGCAUUAUAUUUUUGAGAUUCAUUUCAUACUUCCUGUAUCAAUGACAAGAUUUUUAACUUUCCUUUCUGAAAGGUAUAUCCAACUCAACUGGAUCGUCGCAAUCAUGGAAGGAUUGCCUGCGUCACACUCAUCAACCAAUCAACAAUGAGUACUGGGGAACCGGUCCUGACCUUGAAGCGGGGGAAGUCGACCGAUUGAGUGGCUGCUGUUGUGAAUGCUGUCACGUGACUUGCUGUAAAAGCUGUUCUGGGUAAGAAUGACGUUUUUCGGAUAUCAAACCUAUGAGCGAACCCGAACUGUUCGUGUUCUUCAAUCGGUUUAUUUGGUCUAGAGUCUAGUGACCUGAGACAAUAGCUAUAGAGAACACUGCUUUAAGAACGCAGAUAUUUUACGAAUUCGGACUGAGGUAAUUUAUUUUCGUGAUUACUUUAAGUUGAUCUGUUUUCUUUUCAGGAUUUUGUGUGGAUUCUUUCCUCAUCACGCGACUCUCAAUCAGUUCUUCACCCCCGCAUUAUUUAGUGCCUACCACAGGGAGGGCUACCGCGCGUGUCUAGACGCCGAAAUUGGGCAGUUUUUAACCAAAGAGACUGGUGAAAAGAAAUAAGCAAUGGAUAAUGGUAGUUUAGUACCCAGACCUCCCGAAACGGCAUAAGGAUAAUAUGAAAAUGAUUGGCACCGGCACCGUAUGAACUCUGAGAUUUGACUUUCUUCCCAGAGUUCAUUCGUCGCCUGGAUAUUUUUCCCUUACUUAUUUUGGGUCAGGCGACAGAUCCCGCUGACGAAGAGGGAGUGAACAAUCUGAAUAGCUCCGUGUCUUUGCUACAAAUCGAGUCUUAAGCACAGCUUCCACAACAAGUUUUCUAAGCGCUUCAAUUUUUACGAAAAUUGUUACGGCGAUGGGAUUCUGUCGCACGGACGUAAGCCUAAACAACAGGUGUCAUGACUUGUUGCAGUUAUUAGAUGGAGUUAAGCACGAGGGUCGGGAGACGUCCGCGGACGAGGGGUGGGAGACGUGCGCGGA
Pocillopora meandrina is the source of this 6708-nucleotide messenger RNA. The record is from the annotation of a GenBank genome assembly. NCBI's taxonomy places the organism in Eukaryota, Metazoa, Cnidaria, Anthozoa, Scleractinia, Pocilloporidae.